Messenger RNA from Eutrema salsugineum, 994 nucleotides. RefSeq lists its product as uncharacterized. The transcript has a single exon. Lineage: Eukaryota; Viridiplantae; Streptophyta; Magnoliopsida; Brassicales; Brassicaceae. The record is from RefSeq and is a predicted model, not a curated record. The coding region runs from base 123 to 773 and encodes 216 amino acids.
GAAAUCAAAAAGAAAGAGAGAGAGGUUCAAUCAAAAGCACCAACCAAACAAAGUUACCAACUUCUCAAAACCAAAGAGAGAAAGAAGAAGAAAGAAAGAAAGAAAGAAACAGAGCAACGGCCAUGGAAGAGAAAGAGAAGAAAAGCAAGAAGAAGAAGAAGAAAGAUAGCAAAUCCUCGCCGGACAUCUCCUUCAAACCUUCCUCCGACGUCAAAGGCCUCAAAUUCGGCGGCCAGAUAAUCGUCAAAUCGUUCACGAUCCGGCGAGCAAGAACACUCGAGCUCCUUAAACUCCUCUCCCUCCCUUCUUCAUCAUCGCCGCCGCUUCUCUCCACGGCGGCUUAUCUUCCGACGAACUUCACGAUCUUAGCCCACCACGCUUGGCACACACUGACCCUCGGGCUAGGAACAAGAAAAUCGAAAGUGGUUGUGUUCGUGUUCGAAUCGGAGGCGAUGAAGACGGCGAUUGCGUCGCCGGAGGGAGGAAUCUGGCCGCCGGAGAUUCCGCUCGGAGAUGUGAACAAGAAGAUGAUUAGAAAGUUGAAGAAUUGGGAGAUGGCGAGGUUCAAAUUCAGGAAAGGGUGCAUCACGUUUUACGUCUACGCCGUGAGAAACGCCGGAAACGAAGGAUUUGCGGCGGCGGAGGACUUAAAGGUAAUUUUACAGGCGGUGGUGGCUUUGAAAGAUUUCAUGGAUCACACCGCAAUGCUUGUUAUGCCCCACCAAAAAGCUAUUAAUUACAACUCUUGCCCUCCUUUUGCCAUGGCUCACUAGUCACUAGUAUAAAAUUGAAGUGAAGUGGCCCUCUUUUUUUUUUUUUUUUUUUCUUUUUUUUACUUCUUUUUAUAUAUGAAAGAAAAGUAGUUCUGAAUUUUAUUUAUUUAUGGUUCCCUAAUGAAUUGUGAUCAUGAGGGAUUGUUAUUAAUAUCUUGCUUUCUUUUUUUUUUUUGGGUGGAAGAUUGGUAAUGAAUAAGAUCGACAUGUUUGUGUUUUUC